Tachysurus fulvidraco (yellow catfish) is the source of this 1848-nucleotide messenger RNA. It is a transcript of the gene poglut2, whose product is annotated as protein O-glucosyltransferase 2. The transcript is spliced from 10 exons. The record is from RefSeq and is a predicted model, not a curated record. Lineage: Eukaryota; Metazoa; Chordata; Actinopteri; Siluriformes; Bagridae. The coding region runs from base 319 to 1830 and encodes 503 amino acids. Gene Ontology annotation, cellular component: endomembrane system. Gene Ontology annotation, molecular function: protein binding; glucosyltransferase activity.
ACAUGAACACACCCGAAACCCUCUGUAGCCGACCAAUCAGACGCAGCGCAUCGGUCCACGUCCAGAAGCCGCAUAAUAUCCUACUAAAUAGUGUGACAAUAUUUGUACACUACCGAAAGACUGCGUUCUGUUAAAUCCUGCUAUGUGAUCAAAUAGUAUCGAGUUGUUCCCGUGCACAAAGAGUCUUAGCCCUUGUGUGUUGACAUACACGUGAUUUACACUGCAAACUUUUUCAGCACUUCUGGAUUUGUUUAUAACAGAGAACUGAUUUAACAACCAUCAGAUCAUCCCCUGAACUGAAGCCCAGUAAAUCAGACAAUGCUGUUGAGACGAUUAUCAGGGUUUUUGCUCUAUUGCAUGCUGUUUUGUCUGAUUACAUGGACACUGAGCACUAGUGCACAACCCAGUGCCACGAAAAGUCUGGUCUGGGGCCUGGGACUUGAACCAAACGCUGUGCUUCCUGCUCGUUUCUUCUUCAUCCAAUCCGUGGACAAGGCCGGGAAAAAUUUUACAACUUCACCUGGAGCCAAUACAUUUGACGUGCAGAUCACGUCACCAUCAGAACCUUUCUCCAGGAUCUGGGUGCAGGUUUUAGACCGUCAGGAUGGAUCAUUUCUGGUGCGUUACCGCAUGUAUGCCAGCUACACAGAUGUCAACAUUCAGAUCCUACUGAAUGAUAAACAUGUGGCCAAGUCUCCGUACGUUCUCAAAGGUCCAGUGUACCAUGAAUCAUGUAACUGUCCAGAGCCCAAUGGUGCACUGUGGGAGAAGCACAUGCACUGUCCUUCUUCAUUUACUCAGAUCCAGCAUGAUCUGUCAGUUUUUCUGAAAGUGGACCUAGAACGGAAUGCCCACGAAAUCCCGCAGCGCUUUGGCCAGAGACAGAGUCUGUGUCACUACACCAUCAAAAAUAACCAGGUGUACAUCAAAACACAUGGGGAGCAUGUUGGCUUCAGGAUCUUCAUGGAUGCUUUUCUCCUCUCUAUCACACGGAAAGUUAGGCUUCCAGAUGUUGAGUUCUUUGUGAACCUGGGUGACUGGCCCCUGGAGAAGAUACGGAGCUCUGAAAAACUCCAUCCCAUCUUUUCUUGGUGUGGGUCCAACGACACUCGAGAUAUUGUCAUGCCAACCUAUGACCUUACAGAGUCUAUACUGGAAACCAUGGGCAGAGUAAGUUUGGACAUGAUGUCGGUGCAGGCAAACACAGGUCCUGCAUGGGCUGAGAAGAAUAGUACAGCCUACUGGAGGGGCCGUGACAGCAGGAGAGAGCGAUUGGAGCUGGUGAAACUGGCACGAGCAAACCCUACCUUGCUGGACGCUGCUUUCACUAACUUCUUCUUCUUCAAGCACGAUGAGAGCCUUUAUGGACCACUCGUCAAACAUGUUUCUUUCUUUGACUUCUUUAAGUACAAGUAUCAGAUAAAUGUUGAUGGAACAGUGGCUGCGUAUCGAAUGCCCUACCUUCUGGCUGGAGACAGUGUGGUCUUGAAGCAGGACUCCAUAUACUAUGAACACUUCUACAGCCAGCUCCAGCCCUGGGUUCAUUACAUCCCUCUCAAAGCAGAUCUCAGUGACCUGUUGGAGAAGAUACAGUGGGCUAAAGAGCAUGAUGAAGAGGCUAGGAAUAUUGCACAGUCUGGUCAGCAGUUUGCACGUAACCAUCUGAUGGGUGACAGUAUAUUCUGUUACUACUUUAAACUCUUUCAGGAGUAUGCAAAAUUGCAAGUAACUGAACCUAAAAUACGUGAUGGUAUGGAGGUUGUGGAGCAGCCCAAAGAUGAUCUUUUUCCAUGCCACUGCCAUAGGACCAAGGUCAAAGAUGAACUUUAAAGGGUCCACUUACUGCCU